Amborella trichopoda is the source of this 1808-nucleotide messenger RNA. The record is from RefSeq and is a predicted model, not a curated record. NCBI's taxonomy places the organism in Eukaryota, Viridiplantae, Streptophyta, Magnoliopsida, Amborellales, Amborellaceae.
UUGAAGAGUCGGCAGAGAAACAAAACAAGCAAAAGCACAGAAAAAUAGUGAGACGGAAAGAAUCGACAGAGAGCAAAGGAAUAAUAACCCCAAGAAUCCCCCUCUCCCUGUUGCAUUGCAAUGGCUCUUGCCUUUCAGCUGAACUUCUCAAUCAAAAUUCCAGAAUUACAGCACGCAAAGGUCAGGGUUAGUUCUAGGCUUUCUUCAAGAUCAUUUGUUGUAUGUGCAAGCUCCGAAGCAGCUUCAAACUAUAUUCCUAAAGCUCCCAUUCUUCUUCCUGAAGGACCAUGGGAACAGGUCCUUGGUGGUGUUACUGCUCCAAAAGGAUUCAGAGCAGCCGGCAUGUAUGGUGGACUGCGUGCAAAGGGUGAGAAACCUGAUCUGGCUCUUGUAACAUGCGAUGUGGAUGCUGUUGCAGCAGGAUCAUUUACUACAAACAUUGUGGCUGCUGCUCCAGUACUCUAUUGCAGGCACAUCUUAGACAACUUUUCAGCAGCACGUGCAGUUCUAAUAAAUGCUGGCCAGGCAAAUGCUGCAACGGGUGAUGCAGGUUACCAGGAUGUAAUAGAAUGUGCAGCUGCCUUGGCCAAGCUUCUUCAGAUUCAACCAGAAGCAAUAUUAGUAGAAUCCACUGGUGUCAUUGGCCAAAGAAUAAAGAAGGAGGCUCUUUUAAAGUCACUUCCAAAGCUAACUAGUUUGCUGUCAUCAACAAUCGAAGGGGCAGAUUCUGCUGCUGUAGCCAUUACAACAACUGAUCUUGUGAGCAAGAGUGUGGCCGUUGAGACUGAGAUCGCAGGGGCCCGUAUAAAAGUCGGGGGGAUGGCUAAAGGCUCUGGCAUGAUCCAUCCAAAUAUGGCAACCUUGCUUGGUGUCCUAACAACUGAUGCACUGGUUGAGCCUGAUGUGUGGAGAAAAAUUGUACAGAUUGCAGUUGACCGGAGUUUCAAUCAAAUUACUGUCGAUGGGGAUACCAGUACAAAUGAUACAGUUAUUGCAUUAGCAAGUGGAUUAUCUGGAUCUACACGAAUUUCCUCAUUAGACAGACAUGAGGCCAAACAACUUCAAGCUUGUGUCGAUGCAGUGUUGCAAGGUCUGGCGAAGUCAAUAGCAUGGGAUGGUGAAGGCGCGACAUGCCUAGUUGAGGUAACAGUUACUGGCACGAAUAGUGAAGAAGCAGCAGCAAAGAUUGCACGAUCCGUAGCAUCCUCCUCCCUUUCCAAGGCUGCAGUAUAUGGCAGAGACCCAAACUGGGGUCGCAUUGCCUGUUCUGUUGGGUAUGCAGGGGUUCCUUUCAUCCCAAAUGAACUUCGCAUAUCUCUUGGAGGAAUUCUGCUUAUGGAUGGAGGUCAACCUUUGCCAUUUGACAGGACUGCAGCCAGUGCAUAUCUCAAGCACGCUGGAGAGACACAUGGCACAGUUGAAAUUUGUAUAUCCGUAGGCUCAGGACCAGGGAAGGGUCAAGCUUGGGGGUGUGACUUGAGCUACGAUUAUGUCAAGAUAAAUGCAGAGUAUACAACGUGAUAAGCACCAAGCUGUGAGAACUUUCACUUGUUUUUGCCUCUCAGGUUAAAGUUCUGAACAGAGAGAAAGAGAGUUCCCAGCUGCUUCCUUGUUGCAGUUUUCGAGAUGAGAUCGAGAUCAAGAGAGAGGAGUGUAUGUUCCAAAAGUGAAAGUUUUAGUCUUGUAGUCCAAAUCCCUCUCUCAAAGAGAGAACCCAAGCUCAUUUGGAGCUACGUAUGAACACUGUUGGCCGUAUUAUGGUCUCAACACUCUCUCUCCAAGUUAAUUAUUAUUAUUUUUAUUAUAUA